Molecule: messenger RNA, 1501 nt
Organism: Hermetia illucens (black soldier fly)
Lineage: Eukaryota; Metazoa; Arthropoda; Insecta; Diptera; Stratiomyidae
Product: toll-interacting protein-like
Exons: 4
Coding region: 177-1004 (275 amino acids)
Biological process (GO): ubiquitin-dependent protein catabolic process
Cellular component (GO): cytoplasm
Molecular function (GO): ubiquitin binding; ubiquitin conjugating enzyme binding
Source: RefSeq, a predicted model, not a curated record
ACCAGCUGUCAGUCGUUGCCACUUUUGCAAAAAACACGGUUGGAGAGGGUCGCCCGAGUCAUUGUACGUCACUUCAGCGUGACAUUUCGCAAUUUCGCAUCAUUUUCUGUCUCUAAACUUCGCUUGCUGUGAACUCAAAGCUUCCAAACACUUUGCAACGAUACCAGUCCUGAAGGAUGGCCGCCGUCAACGUCGAAUCGCGGGAAGAGCGAUGGAAACGGGCUGUAGUCGGAGAACUACCACCAGACUUUCUACGUAUCGCCACACCUCGUGAACUUCAGGAACAGGCUGACUGUCAAGCGGCAAUGGCUCUCUAUCAGCAACAAGCCUUAUCAUCGUAUGUGCCCACCAACAGCGUUGGUCGUCUCAGUAUAACAGUGGCUCAGGCAAAGCUGGUUCGCAACUAUGGCCUUACACGAAUGGACCCUUACGUACGAAUUCGUGUCGGUCACUUUGUAUUCGAAACCCAAACAGAUCCGAAUGGAGGGAAAACACCGCAUUGGAAUCGCGUCAUUCACAGUCAACUUCCAGCCGGUGUGAAUAAGAUCUCGAUCGAAAUCUACGAUGAGUGCAGCUUUAAGAUGGAUGAGUUGAUUGCGUGGGCUGAGAUUCCGAUCCCGGAGAAAGUAUUACGAGGUGAAACGCAUGAGGAUUGGUAUCCAUUGAGUGGCAAACAAGGUGAUGGACUCGAGGGUUCGAUUGAUUUGGUAUUAAGCUUUUCGACACAGUCGAUUGUCUACACGCCACAAUUGACUCCGGCGCCGGUCGUUAUGGUACCAAGUGUGAGUGGGCCGCCUUUGCCUGUUUAUGUGGCAGCCCAACAGCAACAAAUGCAGCAACAACCUCCAGCUAAUCCACAAGUAUUGCAAAUUAGUGAAGUUGAUUUUAAGCAGGUUCAGGAAAUGUUCCCCAACAUUGAUCCAGAAGUCAUUAAAUCGGUAUUCGAGGCAAAUCGAGGAAACAAAGACAAAACGAUAAAUUCGCUACUGCAAAUGACUGACUAGGAGACCCAAAUAUAUUAUUAAAAUAAUCUUGCAUUUUUCCAUGGUUAUAGAAAAUUGAUUUUACCGUUUUAGUAUGAUUUCUUCGAUUGUAUUUUUAAUGUAAUUGCAUUUGGCUUUGACCCGACAACUCUCUUCCAAUACAAUGAUAAACGAUAAAUUGCCCCCAACAUGAUUUGUUGUCUCUGAUUUUAAUUUUAGUCUGAUUUCGAUGUAUUCCUCCGAAUCAAGUAUUCUACCCUUAACCCUUGUACAUUUCACUAUUUAUUGGUUUUAAUCGCUUUUGUAGUUUUACUUAGUUUAAGGGAAGCGAGUAAGAUUUCUGAUCAUCGAUUAUUAUUGUAUGACGCCUAGUGGCUUGGAUAUUUGUUUCUGUCGAUAUAAAUGUCUAAAAUGCUAAAAAUAUAAAUCAUGAAAUUCCAAAUUGCUAUAUAUUUAUUAUGUAAUUGUACUUAUAAUCAAAAUAAAAGUAAAAUAAGAGAAAUGGUAAUCGGAGCAAC